AUGGCGAGGUUCCAGUUGGUCCCACUCAAAGUGAGCUGGACAGUAAUUUUGGCUCUGGCCCACUUCAUGUACCUGCUGGUCGGGGCGACCAUCUUCCAGAUACUGGAGCGAGAGGCAGAGAGUGAAAACCGAGACCACUUCCAAUUGGAGAAGUUGAAUUUCUUGUCUAAUUAUACCUGUCUGGAUGGAGCGGCCUUGGAGAAGUUUGUUAAGGUGAUUUUAGAUGCCUGGGAAAAGGGAGUGAAUCCCUCCGGCAACUCGACCAACCCCAGUAACUGGGAUUUCAGCAGCUCCUUCUUUUUUGCAGGCACAGUAGUCACAACUAUAGGCUAUGGCAAUCUGUCCCCCAGUACAGUGUCUGGUCAGGUGUUCUGUGUUUUUUAUGCACUGUGUGGGAUCCCAUUGAACCUGGCCUUCCUCAAACAGCUGAGCAAAUGUCUCACCAUCCACCUGGGUCGACUAGAGAGAGGGAUGGUCUCAGUAGUCCCACACAAGCAAGCAGUCGAAGUGUUGGCAGUGAGCUCGUUCCUCAUCACGGGCAGCCUGCUGUUUCUGGUCAUCCCUCCUCUGAUGUUCAGUUAUGUGGAAAGCUGGACGUUUGGCGAAGGCUUCUACUUCACCUUCAUUACCCUCAGCACCAUUGGUUUUGGAGAUUAUGUGGUGGGGACUGACCCAGAUAAGGAGUACAUCUCUCUGUACCGCAGCCUUGCAGGUAUAUGGGUAAUUUUUGCCUUGGCUUGGCUUGCUCUUAUCCUCAAUAUGGGAGCCAGAAUAAUGGAGCAUGUCAUUGGCCUUACUCACCCAGGCUUCAAGAAACAUGAGGAGGAAGAGGACGUUUCCAAGAUGAUGAUAAAAGAAAUGUUUAAUUUAGCCAAAGUUUCCUCCAUCCUCAUACUGGGGGUGUUUUACGUGACCUACGUGCUGAUCGGCGGCGUAGUUUUCUGGAAGUUGGAGGGACAUCUGGGGCAAAAGGACAUCAGUCAUUUACUUUUGAACAAAGAAAGGCUGCUCAAGACGUACACCUGUCUGAACCAAGAGGGCCUGGUGGCAGUGGCUCAGGUUGUUCAAGAUGCAUCAAAGGUGGGCCUGAGUUUGAAAGGAAACUACACAUCUGACGGCUUCUGGAAAUUCACCAGCUCAGCUGUGUUUGCGGCUACAGUGGUCACUACUAUAGGUUAUGGGAAUAUAAGUCCCCAAUCUACAGCUGGACAGAUCUUCUGCGUGUUCUUCGCACUAUUUGGCAUCCCACUCAACAUGCUAGUGCUCAACAGGGUGGGGAAGUACAUGCUUGUUUUAGAGAGGAACAUCUCUGACUUCCUUGAAGGGAAGACUGGGCGAAGGAAGUGUACCCGCUUCUUCGUCCAUCUGGUGUCUUACCUGACUGGAGCGGUUCUCUUCUUCGUCAUGCCCAUGAUCGUGUUCCAGCAGCAUGAGGGCUGGACCUUCUCUCAGGCCAUCUACUACUGCUUCAUCACCCUCAGCACCAUUGGCUUUGGAGACUUUGUGGCAGACAACAAUCCAGAGAAAAAAUACCCAGAGUGGUACAGCGUCCUCAUGGCCUCGUGGAUCUUCUUCGGCCUGGCUUGGCUCGCCCUCCUCAUCAACCACUCCAUCGACAUCCUGGAGCGACUCAACAGCCACUUCAAGCAGCGGUGGUCUGGACAGAAGGAAGAAGAGGAACAGCCUGAAAGCGCAAAAAGUGACAUCCCUGAAACACAGGUGGAGGAGGAGAUAAAGAAGCCACCGAUAACUCAGUAAACUACAAAAUAAGCAGGAGAUUGACCUAGUUAUAGAUGUAUCUGUGUGUAGAGCGGGAGCUGGGAAACUGGCAUAAAUUAUGAUGUGUGUGUGUGUGUGUGUGUGUGUGUGUGUGUGUGUGUGUGUGUGUGUGUGUGUGUGUGUGACAACUGUAAAUUCUGAGUGGAUGUGAUGAUUUAAUGUUUUCAAGCAAUGGUUUGUCAUGUUAAUCCCUCUCUCCUUCCUAAAAAUAAUACUGACUCAUUUUUGUUGAGUCAUGUUUGUUUGGCAGCGUGCAGCAUCUACAUGCUGUUUAGUGGAUUUCCCAAAUUGUAAACAAAUGACUUCUCAUUCCAACACUUGUUAUUCUACCUAGUAAAAAAAGGCCUUUGAGAUUAAAGUCUAUAAAAGGGUACUGGGUCAACACUUAUUUUACCCUAUGUGUGUGUCCAUGGGUUAGUUUGUGGU
Scomber japonicus (chub mackerel) is the source of this 2205-nucleotide messenger RNA. RefSeq names its product potassium channel, subfamily K, member 17 (gene kcnk17). The record is from RefSeq and is a predicted model, not a curated record. Gene Ontology annotation, cellular component: membrane. Gene Ontology annotation, biological process: stabilization of membrane potential; potassium ion transmembrane transport. Bases 1 to 1758 code for a protein of 585 amino acids. Gene Ontology annotation, molecular function: potassium ion leak channel activity. NCBI's taxonomy places the organism in Eukaryota, Metazoa, Chordata, Actinopteri, Scombriformes, Scombridae. The transcript is spliced from 10 exons.